This is a messenger RNA of Varanus komodoensis (Komodo dragon), 723 nucleotides long. It is a transcript of the gene ST6GALNAC3, whose product is annotated as ST6 N-acetylgalactosaminide alpha-2,6-sialyltransferase 3. Gene Ontology annotation, molecular function: alpha-N-acetylgalactosaminide alpha-2,6-sialyltransferase activity. The record is from RefSeq and is a predicted model, not a curated record. Gene Ontology annotation, biological process: ganglioside biosynthetic process; oligosaccharide metabolic process. The coding region runs from base 70 to 723 and encodes 217 amino acids. NCBI's taxonomy places the organism in Eukaryota, Metazoa, Chordata, Lepidosauria, Squamata, Varanidae. The transcript is spliced from 3 exons.
UGUAUUCUCCUUUCUUAGCCUCUACAACUGGACUGUGACCACUGUGCCAUCAUCUCAAAUUCAGGUCAGAUGACAGAUCAGAAAGUAGGAUUUGAAAUUGACCGGUCCUCCUGUAUAUGGAGGAUGAACAAUGCUCCCACCAAGGGCUAUGAAAAUGACGUGGGGAAGAGGACAACAGUAAGAGUUGUCUCCCAUACCAGUGUCCCACUUCUGCUUAAGAAUCCUGAAUAUUUUUUCAAAGAAACCAACAGCACAGUCUAUGUCAUCUGGGGACCUUUUAGAAACAUGAGGAAAGAUGGCAAUGGCAUUGUGUACAACAUGCUGAAGAAGACUGUUGACAGCUACCCUGGAGCCAAUAUCUAUGUGACCACAGAAAAACGCAUGGGCUACUGUGAUGAAGUCUUUAGAAAGGAAACAGGGAAAGACAGAAUACAAUCAGGAUCCUAUCUCAGCACUGGCUGGUUUACGCUAAUUCUGGCUAUGGAUGCUUGCUACCAAAUACAUGUCUAUGGGAUGAUAAAUGACACCUACUGCAAGUCAGAAGGCUUUAGGAAGGUUCCUUAUCACUACUAUGAACCUGGAAGAGAUGAAUGUGAUGAGUAUUUCCUGCAUGAAAAUGCACCCUAUGGAGGCCACAGGUUUAUCACAGAAAAGAAAGUAUUUUCUGAGUGGGCUAAGCAGCAUGCAAUAUUAUUCACACACCCUAACUGGACAGUUUCUUGA